Messenger RNA from Gavia stellata (red-throated loon), 1476 nucleotides. RefSeq names its product epithelial cell adhesion molecule (gene EPCAM). Gene Ontology annotation, molecular function: cadherin binding involved in cell-cell adhesion. The record is from RefSeq and is a predicted model, not a curated record. NCBI's taxonomy places the organism in Eukaryota, Metazoa, Chordata, Aves, Gaviiformes, Gaviidae. The transcript has 9 exons. Bases 1 to 924 code for a protein of 307 amino acids. Gene Ontology annotation, cellular component: membrane; bicellular tight junction.
AUGAAGCCGCUCUGGGGGGCUGCGCUCCUGCUGCUGUUCUGCGCCGCCGCCAGCUCUCAGCACGCCCCGUGCGUCUGCGAGAAGAACAAGCGUGUCACCAACUGCAGGGUGGCCAACGGCGUCUGCUGGUGCGACUCGGUCGGCUCCGGCCUGUCUGUGAACUGCGACACUCUGACUUCAAAAUGCCUGUUGAUGAAAGCAGAAAUGACAGGCUCAAAAUCAGGUCGUCGGGAGAAACCAAAAGAUGCGUUUGAAGAUACUGAUGGCCUUUAUGACCCCGAGUGUGAAAACACUGGUGUUUUCAAGGCGAAGCAGUGCAACGGAACCACCUGUUGGUGUGUGAAUACAGCUGGUGUGAGAAGAACCGACAAACACGAUGCAGACUUGAAGUGCAAUCAAUUAGUCAGAACGAUCUGGAUCAUCAUUGAAAUGAAGCACGCUGAGAGAAACACUCCUCUGAACAGUGAAUCUUUAAAGAAGUUCUUCACGGAAACAAUUACCAAUCGUUACAUGCUGGAUGGACGCUAUAUAAGUAGAGUUCUGUAUGAAAAACCUUACAUUACUAUUGAUUUGAAGCAAAAUUCCUCGGACAAAUCUUCUGGAGAAGUGGAUAUAGCUGAUGUGGCCUACUAUUUUGAAAAAGAUGUAAAAGGUGACUCCAUCUUUCAUGGUAACAAACUAAACAUGAGCAUUGAUAAUGAAAUGUUGCGUUUUGAGAAGACUGUGGUUUACUACGUUGAUGAAAUAGCACCGGAGUUUUCCAUGAAGUCGCUGACUCCUGGCCUCAUUGCUGUCAUUGUAGUAGUAAUAGUAGCGAUAGUUGCUGGCAUUGUUGUUCUGGUCUUCACAAGGAGGAGGAAAGGGAAGUACGUGAAGGCAGAGGUAAAGGAAAUGAAUGAAAUGCAUAGAGGGCUGAACGCGUAAUUAAAUCGGCUGAGGACAGAGUAAGAUUCAAAGAAGAUGACAACAGAAACAUUGGAGGCAUGGAUCUUAACUCUGAAGGUUCCUCCUGAAAGGGAGGCAAUUACGCUCACUUAAUGAUUGUUAAAACUCUUAACAGCCAAGGCUGGUAACUGUGCUACUACUUUACUAUUUGUUGAGAGUUAAACCUUAAAUGCCCCACCUUACUCAAGUCAAACUUAACUAUUGCUCCCUGAUUUUAUUUUUUUAUGAUGAUGAAAUGAGUUGACAACUGCUGUUACUAGGGUUUUGGAGCAUACAUGCUUAAAUGGUUAUUUUACCCUCAUGGGAGGUUUAUUAAAAAUAAUGAUUUUUGUAGCCAUGUUGUAAGGAGACUGUCUCCUGUAUAACUGAACAUGACGUUUUUAUGGCUGUUUGUACAUAUUUGAAGUUGCUGUAACUUUUUUAUGACUUGAAUUAAUAAAACUUUGAAACGGGCUUCUAAUUCUUCCAUGUUGAAAUGAUGAUCUGCUAAGUUAUUGUGCUUACAAAUUCAGCAGUGUAAUAUUUCCUUAA